This is a messenger RNA of Boleophthalmus pectinirostris (great blue-spotted mudskipper), 3400 nucleotides long. It is a transcript of the gene ret, whose product is annotated as ret proto-oncogene receptor tyrosine kinase. Gene Ontology annotation, cellular component: signaling receptor complex; axon; membrane. The record is from RefSeq and is a predicted model, not a curated record. The transcript has 20 exons. Gene Ontology annotation, molecular function: ATP binding; transmembrane receptor protein tyrosine kinase activity; calcium ion binding. Bases 79 to 3399 code for a protein of 1106 amino acids. NCBI's taxonomy places the organism in Eukaryota, Metazoa, Chordata, Actinopteri, Gobiiformes, Gobiidae. Gene Ontology annotation, biological process: cell surface receptor protein tyrosine kinase signaling pathway; positive regulation of kinase activity; protein phosphorylation.
UUGUCCGUGUGUUUGACGCUCACGAACUUUUUUGAGUCGUGUUUUUGGAUCAGAACUUUUCACUUAUGGUUGGAGAAUAUGGGGUCAAGUUAUGGGUUCUCUCCGGGAAACAUCGCGGUCAUGCUGCUGCUGUUUGGAGGAGCCUUUUGCCUGUACUUCCCUCAGACUGAGUACACAGAGACGGUGUACGUGGGGCAGCCUGCCGGGACCCCCCUCCUCCAGCUCCACUCUCUCCUGGACAGUGACACAGAGCGGCCGCACUUUUACCUGUGCUGGACCGGCACUCCUAAAGUCUACAGCUCCUGGUUCACCAUGGACCUCCACACCGGGGUCCUGUCCCUCAACAAGACGCUGGAGGAGAGCGACUUUGCACUGCUCAAUCAGAAGCUUUGGUCAGUACAGAAGCUGGUCUUGAGGACGAUGGUGCUGCCCUCUAGCUCCAGUCGAACUCAGUGUGGAAACAAGAAAACCGCUCGGAUCGUUCUGGAUUUUGUGAAUGCCUCUGUACCUCAGUGUGGACAGACGGACUUUAAAGAGUUGUGCUUUCCUCACAGAGACGCCUCUAUCCCUCACAUCAUGGAGAACAGGUAUCCCGGUGCUGUGAGGCAGCUCAGGAGGCUGAGCAGAGCCGGGGUGUGCCCCAACUACACCAUCACCUACAAUGUGGAGUCAGAGUUUCCUGCUCCUUUUGCUGUGAAUGACUCGACCUGGGAGCUGGUUGUGACGGCGCCGCUGGACCGCGAGGAGAAUGAGCGGUAUCGACUGCUGCUCCUCUGCACCAUCAGGACCGACUCAGUCAUCACUAAACUGGAGACCCCUCUCGAAGUCUUCGUCAACGAUGAAGACGAUAAUGCCCCCUUCAUCAACGGAACAGACACAGCAGAGAUCACCAUCAGCUACAACAGAACUAAGGGAGGUUCUUUUGGGACCUUGUAUGUGUAUGACAGAGACCUGACGCCCAUCUACCCAGACCAGAGACAGAACAAAUAUGUUUGGACGUCGCUCAACAGUGAUCCCUGGAUGAAAGAAACAUUUGACCUGAAGGGAACGUUCAGGGAAAAGAAAAAUGCUCUGGGAGGAAUCAGGGAAACGGUUCAUGAUUACCAGCUGGUGCUGAAGAGGAGUCUGUUUGUGAAUGAGAACCGCUCGGUGCAGUUACAUUAUUUGGUGAAUGACACAACGUACCCAGGUCUCAGAGGGACCGUCCUGCUUCACUUCAACGUCACCAUUUUACCUGUGCAGAUCCUGUUCCCCAACGUCACACAGGUGUUCACAGUGUCACGAAGAGCAUCAGUCUAUGCACAGGUUGGCAGAGUGUGCGUGGAUAACUGCCCUGAGUUUGACGGUUUCGGAGUCUCGUAUCGUUUGGAGGUCCCUGAUCGUAACCUGUCCUCGAGCCUUCUGUCCUGCUACAGUGCGGUGAGUGUGGCCCAGGGCGAGGAGGAGCGCUGGGGGCUACUGUUUGUUAAUGACACAGACCCCCUGGGACGUCCCGAGUGUCGCGAGCUGCUCUACACUGUGAUCGCACAAGAGGAGCACACUCAGGAGGAGGCCAGCACGCAGAUCCUCAUCACACUGGAAGGAGAUGCCAGUAAAUCUCUUCAGGAGACUCAGGAGUUCUCGUCUUGCGCCGGAAACAAGCGUCGUGGAGAGUGUGAAUCAGUGAGAGGGUUAGGAGCAACCAACGGGAGGUGCCAAUGGAGACAGGGCAAAGAGAGAGGGAUUUCAGAAUCGUACUCCACCUGCUCUCCAGACCUGCGAACAUGCCCCGAUAGUUUCUGUGACGCUGUCGAAAGCAAAGACCCCUCCAUCUGCCCCCAAGACUGCACAAAGGGUCCAGUGGUGGGCGGACAUGAGCGUGGGAUUCGUGAUGGGAUCCAGGCGGGGUACGGGACCUGCUACUGCCUCACAGAGAGGUGCUUCUGUGAGAAAGAGGAUGAUGAGGUGGCAAUAUGUGACGACAUGUGUAAAACCAUCAUCGCGACUGCUCUGCUCCUCUCCUUCAUCGUGUCCAUCCUCCUCUCCUCUUACUUCAUCCACCGAUACCACAAGAACUCUCCCAAACCGCCCAUCGCCUCUGCAGAGAUGACCUUCAGGAGACCAGCCCAGGCCUAUCCCAUCAGCUUCCCCGCUAACAAUGUCCGCAGAGGCUCCCAGGAGUCCAUCGAAACUGAUACCUUCAAAAUACCUGAGGAUCCGAAGUGGGAGUUUCCACGUAAAAACCUUGUGCUGGGGAAGACUCUGGGAGAGGGAGAGUUUGGGAAGGUUGUCAAGGCAACGGCAUUCAGGCUGAAAGGAAAAGCCGGAUACACAACUGUGGCUGUGAAAAUGCUCAAAGAAAACGCCUCUCACAGUGAGUUACGGGACCUGCUGUCGGAGUUCACUUUACUGAAGCAGGUCAAUCACCCUCACGUCAUCAAAAUGUUCGGAGCCUGCAGCCAAGACGGACCUUUGUACCUGAUUGUGGAAUAUGCCAAAUUUGGAUCACUGCGAAACUUCCUCAGAGAGAGUCGGAAAGUUGGACCCAGUUACAUGGGACGUGACGCCAACCGAAACUCCAGUUAUUUAGAAAACCCAGACGACCGAGCUCUGACUAUGGGGGACCUGAUAUCCUUCGCCUGGCAGAUCUCAAGAGGCAUGCAGUACCUCGCCGAAAUGAAGCUGGUUCACAGGGACCUCGCAGCUCGAAACGUUCUUGUGGCUGAAGGUCGAAAGAUGAAGAUUUCAGACUUUGGUUUGUCCAGAGACGUUUACGAAGAAGACUCAUACGUGAAGAGGAGCAAGGGCCGCAUACCUGUCAAAUGGAUGGCCAUAGAGUCAUUAUUUGAUCACAUUUACACCACACAAAGUGACGUAUGGUCCUUUGGGGUACUUCUCUGGGAGAUUGUGACACUGGGAGGAAAUCCCUACCCUGGCAUCGCCCCUGAACGCCUCUUUAACCUCCUGAAGACGGGAUAUAGAAUGGAGAGACCAGAGAACUGCUCAGAGGAGAUGUACAGCCUCAUGCUCCGCUGCUGGAAACAGGAAGCAGACAAGAGGCCGACCUUCUCCGACAUCAGCAAAGAACUGGAAAAGAUGAUGGUGAAGAGUCGGGAUUACUUGGACUUGGCGGCCUCCACUCCAGCGGACGGGCUGCUGUACGACGAUGCGCUCUCCGAAGAAGACACUCCUCUUGUGGACUGUAAUAACGCCCCUGUCCCUCGCUCACUCCCCUCCACAUGGAUUGAAAACAAGCUCUAUGGCAUGUCUUACCCCAACUGGCCCGAGAAGAGCCCGGUGCCGCUCAGCAGACACGAUGCCUCUAAUCCGCUCUUUACAAGAUAUGCCAAUGAUAGUGUAUAUGCAAACUGGAUGGCUUUGCCCUCACCCCCAAAAGCUGUGGAGACGUGCGAUAGCUAAA